Molecule: messenger RNA, 411 nt
Organism: Paracoccidioides lutzii Pb01
Exons: 2
Coding region: 1-411 (136 amino acids)
Source: RefSeq, a predicted model, not a curated record
AUGCUAGCUAUUGACACUGCCAACUGUACCCCUCAUCUGGAUGCAUUUCGACAUGAUGCAGGUCUUCCAUCAGCCAUUCUUAUUGAGUACCUGCCAAAGCCUUUGGUAAUGAACUGUGUUACUUAUUCAAAAGAGCGUAUGCACAGAACUGUCAUCGACAUUCAGCAAGUUCACUCAGCUUUGAUUAAGCAUAAUGAUCCCUUCCCGAAGAACAUUAUCAUUAUUCCUAGCCAUCUUGAGAGAGUUAUCUGGAUUGAUGGUGAUGUUGCAAUUGUUUAUCGCAAUGACAUAUACAUUGGAAAGAACGGACGUAGCCGGUUUGAGUUUGAAACUGAAGUUGUUAAAAGCUUUGGACAGCUGCUUGAAGAAGAUCAGGAAGAGGGUCUGCCACAAAACACAAACUACUGCUAG